CCGGGCAGGCGGCGAAGGCGGCGGCGGCGAAGAGCGCGAGUGGCAGGCGGCGGCAGAAGGAGCGGUAGCAGCGAAGCGCCCGCUUGCAGCCCGGAGCUCUCGCAGGUAAGCCGCCCCGCGUGGACGCUGGCACGCCAAGAUGCUAGAGGGAUAUGGAUUCCGGUGGAGGUGGGGGGUCCCGACCUCGUGGUGUAGGGACGACACCCCCUUCCUCCCUGCGGGGACACUCCCUUCCCCCUCGCCUUCCCCUUGGGCGCGCAAGGCAGCGCGCUCUUUGGGGGCCGCGGAGGGUGGGGUCUCUCCCCUUUGCAGCCGAAGACGGUGGGGGGAGCGACCUCCUUUUCAGCCCAGCCAUCUAAGCUGCAAGGAAUGCGACUCCCCCCUCCCUCUCCCCCUUCUCUCCCAAACCACCGCAAGUUUCUUUCUUCUCCGUCUAGAUUUUACAAGGGGUGGGGUGGCGAGGAUGAGCAGGCGCGCAAAGGACUCCUAGUCUUUACCGCUAGUUCUCAAGACGAAGCCUUUCUCUUUUGGUUCACCCGUGGGAGGCUGGGCUAGAUGGGCCUUUGCACGAUCCAGCUGCUUCAGGGCUGGUCUUUAGGGUCUUCCCUUCAUCCCUCCUCCCACUCUGUGAACCAGGCCUGCCAGAGUCCAUGCUCCUCUCACCUGCAGUACUCAAUGUAAGAUGAUGAUGGCUUUUGUUUGUUUGCAAACGGGUCGAUUUGGGCUGAUUUCUGGCAUUGGUCCUGAUUCUGUAAUCCUAUUGCAUUUUGUUGUAACUCUUCCGCCUUUGACUGAGGCUGCAAAAUUGGCAUCUGCCCCAUUUCCCUCCAGCUUUCUCCCAACCAGCCAGUUCCUCAGCUGACACUGGCUUAGGAAAGGAAGGGUAAAGUAAAGCCAGGGAGGGGGCAGCUGUGGGGAAGGGAGGGUCACUUAAUUGCCCUGAUCCUUCUUUAAGACAUUUUGCAAAGGUGUCUCUGUUAGCAUUGCGAGGAAUUUCUGGAAUUUGCUGGGGGCACCUGCUGUCAAUAUCUGAAAAGUCGCUGAAGCAGCCAUAAACUCUUGUAGUUGCUCCUCCAAGAGGAUGCUUUGUGUUCACCCAGCGAAUGAGGGCUGUGUCAUUUGAUUGAUGAAUCAGUUAGUUUAAUUAAGAGGGUCCCCAAACUGUGAUCCCAUAUCUGAGAAGAAGCAGCGGUUGUUCUUAGGACCUGGUGGUCCAUUCAGAAGAUGAGUGGGAAGGGCGAGUAUUGACAGAGGGAAGAGUCCGCACUUGAGAGGAGUGGAGAGGAUUAGCAGCAAAGUCAAUGGGAGGCUAGAAUUAAGACGUUUAAUCUUGAUUCAAUUAAUAAUCAUACAGCAUCUAGUGCAGCUCAUUACAAUUGCUACAACAGGCAUAAAAACCAUUAAGGCCCUCAGCAAUUUUCAAGUGGACUGUUGAGUGGGGGGAGUUUGGGAACCACUUGUCUAAUAGAUUGUAAGGUUCUGAUUAACUUUAAAAAAAAAGCACCAGAUGCUCAUGCGUAACUGCGUAAUUCAAGUACUUAGAGACUUUAGAUGGUAGAGGCCACCUUAGCAAUGCAAGAGGAACCCCCCAGCUUGGUCAGGCUAGAAGCCCAUCUAGUCUAGCAUGCUGUUCUCACAGUGGCCAACCAAAUGCCCCACUGGGAAGUCCACAAACUGGACAUGAGUGCAACGGUUGCUCUCCCUGCUUACAAUACCCAGCCUCUGCUAUUCAGAAAUGUACUGAAUAACUCAGUUGGUUAGAGUGUGGUGUUGAUAACACCAAGGUUGCAGGUUUGAUUCCCAUAUGGGACGGCUGCAUCUUCCUGCAUUGCAGGGGGUUGGAUUUGAUGAUCCCACUCGUACCAUCCUGUGACAGCAGAGGCAAUAGCCUCCUCCUCUAUUUAUUUGUUGGAUCCUCUUCUAAAGCCAUCCAAGUUGGUGGCCAUUUCUACACCUGGUCAGAGUGGAUUUCUUAAGAGCAUAAGGCAAACCUUGAUGAUGGCUCAGACCAGCGGCCCGUCUUACCCAGCAUAUUCUUGUGCAGUGUCCAACCAGAAGCCUUGCAGUCAGGACCUGAGCUCAGCAGCACUCUCCUCACUCGUGCUUCUGGGCAACUGGUGCUCAGAGAUGGCCUGUCUCUGAACAUGAAGGUUCCAUAUGGCCACCAUGGAUGGGAACAGAAGAAGAAGCCCCAUAGUCAGGCCAAUGGCCCGUCUAGUUCAGUGUUGUCUACACUGACUGGCAGAAGCAGUGUAGGUUCUACCAGCCCUCCCUGGAGAUUGAACCGGAGACAUUCUGCAUGCACAGCAGAUGCUCUGCAACUGACCUUGGUGCUUUGUCUAAUAGCCAUCAACAGACCCCUCUGUCAUGGAAGAGUAGAACUUCCAUGGAAGAGUAGAAGAGAAGGAAAUGCUUUUACUCAUAAACAGAAAGAUCCAUGGGUUAAAGCACAUGCAAUUCACUGGCUAGGCUUUCAUCUGGAUGUCCAUGGAAUUUCAGGUGUUCUCUGUACUCUGUAGUGCAUAUGAUGCAUUAAUUGGUUUCAUUUCCUUCAUAUACCACCCUGACCCUAAAGUCCAGUGCACAAUACUAAAAAUGCAAUCCAUAAGUAGAACACCUAAAAACUGCAUUUUUCCUUUAAAAAAAAACAAUACAACAAGGCUACAUAGUGAAAGAAAUGUUGAAUCCCAGGUCAAUAAAAGUGUGGGGGACAGCCACACGUCUCAGGGGAAGGAAUUUCACAUAAUAAUAAUAAUAAUAAUAAUAAUUUGGUACCCUGCCCAUCUGAAUGGGCUGCCUCAGUCACUCUGGGUAUGGUUGUUGGGAGAUGGACAGCUGAAAUCUGUUUAAAAUUCGACACUGUGUGGUGGAAGUGCAUUUGCACCGGGUGUGUUGUUUAGGGAGUGGGUAGCGCACCCCUCCCAGGUUUCAUACUGAUAACCACUGAGUCACAACUGCCAUACCAAAUUAAACAGGCCUGGAUCCAAAGGACUUGGAUCCAAAAGCACACAUCCAAUUGCUUCAGUAAAAAGGACAACACUCUCCCAUGUCUUGAUAGCCUACGUAAAAAGCAGCCUGCGUCUUUCUUGGUCACGCUCUAGUGUGACCGAGUAAACGGCCUCCAGGAUGGUGCUGUUCAGAGAGGAGCCCCUUUUAAGAUUCCAGGCUGCCCUGUGAGAAUGAAUUUGCUCCAGAGGUGACAUGUGUGACUGUAAGAAGUGGGUGUCCCCAAUGAGCGUGUUCAGCUCCUUCUCCCAGGGAUGCACCCUUUAAUUUUCUCCUCUGGCACCUUGGGAGGACAGUAAGGUGCUGUGCUCAGGGACAGCACAGCAACUUUUCCAGCUGCCAAUAAAGACCCCACAGGCAGUCCCGCCCCACGGGGUUCUAGCAAUGCACAAACCCGCCCUCACCUACCCCAGCAGGCACUUUGGUUCUGAAUGGAAAGGAGAAAAUAGCCACAGCGAUCGCUCUCUUCCAACCCCAACAGCCAUUUAAUCGCUCAAAAAGAAGGCGGUUGAAGUUGACUUGCUGACACACACCCACCCGAGGACCCUGGUUUGCUUUGGCAUUCGCUGUUUGGGCUUUGUUUGCAAUUCUCCCACAGCAGAGGAUGCCCCCGCACCUUUUAAAAGAACUACGGAUAAACUUCCUGCCGCGAAUUGCUUUGAAGGGCUUGCGUUAGAUGAACCUUGGGGUCCCUUCUAACACCACAUUCCUAUGAAUGUGGCCUCCUUGCUUCUCACUUCCUGCCAACGGUUCAUUUCGGAGUGCCUGGGGCAGACUGGGGCAGUGCAUCUAACCUGGCAUCAUCAACCAGGAGGGGUGAGCAGGUCUCCCUCCUUCCCUCCCUCCCCAAAUCUCCUGGAAUCUGACUUCCCUUCCCAGGAAGGGUCAAGUAAAGGUAAAGGGUCCAGUCACGGAUGACUCUGGGGUUGCAGCGCUCAUCUCACUUUACUGGCCGAGGGAGCAGGAGUACAGCUUCCAGGUCAUGUGGCAGCAUGACUAAGCCGCUUCUGGCGAACCAGAGCAGCACACGGAAACGCCGUUUACCUUCCCGCCAGAGCGGUACCUAUUUAUCUACUUGCACUUUUGUGCUUUCGAACUGCUAGGUUGGCAGGAGCUGGGACCGAGCAACGGGAGCUCACCCCAUCGCAGGGAUUUGAACCGCCGACCUUCUGAUCAGCAAGCCCUAGGCUCUGUGGUUUAACCCACAGCACCACCCACGUCCCUAGGAAGGGUCAGAGCUACUGUUAAAUCGUGCCAUGCAGGGGGUUGCACUCGAUGGCCCUUGGGUCCCUUCCAACUCUACAAUUCUAUGGUUCUGUGCUUGUUGAUCAUCUUAAAGCCACUGUGUGGUCGUAGGACCAUAGGAAGCUGCCUUAUGCUGAGUCAGAGCAUUGGUCCAUUGAGCUCAGUAUUGUCUACCCUGACUGGCAGCAGUGGCUUUCCAGGGUUUCAGGUAGGGGAUAUUUCUCUGCCCAACCUGGAGAUGCCAGGGAUUGAACCUUCUGCAUGCAAAGCAGGUGUUCUGCCACUGAGCUAAAGUCUCUCCCCUAAAAAUAAAGUAAGGUCCUCAUCCUCAAGGGUUUGAAUAAUGUGCUGAAUUAAAUAGGAUUGCUGGUCUAUCCAGCUCAGUUCAGACUCUCCAGAGCAGGGGUCAGGAAACUUUGUCAGCAGGGGGCUGGUCCACUGUCCCUCAGACCUUGUGGGGGGCCGGACUAUAUUUUGGAAAAAAAUAUGAAUGCAUUCCUAUGUCCCACAAAUAACCCAGCAAUGCAUUCUAAAUAAAAGCACACAUUCUACUCUAAUUCCCGGAUCGUCUGCAGGCCGGAUUUAGAAGGUGAUUGGGCCGAAUCCAGCCCCCGGGCCUUAGUUUGCCUACCCAUUCUCCAGAGUUUUUCCCAGCCCUGCCUUGAGAUGCCAUUGAGGACUGAACCCAGGACCUUCUGCAUUCAAGACAGAUGCUCUACUAGUGAGGUUUGGCCCUUCCCCAAAAGCACUCCCCCUGUCCAGUUUUGAGCAUUGAUUUGUGCACCUAUAUUAUUUAUUUAUUUAUUUAUUUAUUACAGUCUUAUCCUGAAAAAAAAAAAAAGGCCCCAAGCCAGGUAGAAACUAAUCUAGAUAAUCUGUUUUGGCGCAGGUUUUGCCACUGAAGCAUCUUGUCCGAAAAUGCAGUACUGGGAACUUGCAGAAAAUUAAUUAGUUAAGAUCAAGCAGUGCUAGGGAGGGCUUUUUUGUGUGUGUGUGGAGAUCCCACUGCUGUUUCUUUCAAGCUUCGCUGGUGUUCCUCCCUCUCUUAAGGAGGCAUUUAUCACCCUCACUGCCCACUCAGCCAGCCCUGCCUCUGGCUGCCCUGCGAGCAUCCAAGAGGGAGUGAUUUAUCAGCGCUGUGUCUUGCAAAUUGGUUGCAGCAGGCCACUGUGCCAUCUCUCCCCACCACCACAACCCCCCGCCCCCCUGCAACAAUCUUCCCUGAGGGCCCAGAUGUAAAAAAAGGCCUUUUACAACUUGGAAGAGCUCUGCUGAAUUUGGUGGGGUUCGUUUGAUGUGGCACUAACCCUUCUUCUUUAACCUCGGAGCUGAGAAAAUGCUCUGUGGGUCUCAAAAACUCGGCCUUUGUUUCCUGAUUGAUUUGUCUGCUUUACUUGCGGCUUCUAAUAGAGGGAAUUUGAAGCUGUCUCCACCUGGGUUUUUCCCUGGUGGGAUUAUAGAAUUGUAGGGUUGGAAGGGACCCCAAAGGACCAUCUAGUCCAGCCCCCUGCAAUGCAGGAAUCACAGCUGAAGAAUCCCUGACAAAUGGCCACCCAACCUCUGUUUACAAGCCUCCAACGAAGGAGAGGCCACCACCUUCUGUCCCACUGUCCGACAGUCAGAAAGUUCUUCCUAAUGUAAAUUGGGCAGUGAGAUCAUGGCCAGGCUAAAAUAUUUUGCUGCCUGAGGCGGAGCAGCAAGUGUCACUAUACACCCAUACAUGGUGCACAGUGUCCCUGAGCAUGCGCAGAGUUGACUUUCAGGGCUCAUUUCUUAUCAGAUCUGUAGGUAGAUCAAACAUAAUAUCUACGCUACUAUCCCCCCCCUCUUUUUCCCAUAAGACCACAGAUGAGGCAGGAGCUGAAUGUUUGCUCUAAAGGGCAGCAUAUCCUUCAGGUUUAUAUAUCCUUUAUCUCCCCUUCCCUCUAUUAUUACUAUUAUUAUUAUUAGUAGUAGCGUUAGUAUUAUUUUGCUUUGCUUGCAGAGCAGCUGGUUGCCUUAGAAACCACUGCCUCUAUGUGCUCUGGAGACCUUUUUUUAAAAAAAAGUUUAAAUAAUAUGUACAUAAUUGACCGUUCUUGUCAAUAGAUUGUGUGUGUGGAUUGGGCCCUUUGCCCACCCCCCAGAAAUGCAUGUUGGCACCCUAUAAUUCAGAGUCGGCCCUGACAGCACUGCUUCCCUCCCCCACCCCUCUGAAUGUCAGCCUCUGUUUGCAUCUAUAUACAUAUAUACUGUAUAUAUAUAACUGUGUGCCACCAAUCUGUGCCCUGGGUCCCUUUUGCAGGAGCCCAUUUCCUGCCCUUUGGCUUGGUGGGGGCGAGGGGAGCCAUCACCAGUGCCCAUCCAUCCCCCCUCCCCCAUGCAUUGCAGGGGGUGGACUAGAUGAGCCUUGGGGUCCCCUCUAAACUCUACGAUUGUAUGAUUCUAAAAGACGUCCCUGUCAAAAGCCGCCUGCCUGCAAUUCCCAGGGCUUGUUAAGUCAGGACAGACCCAGAAUGGAUCACUUAUUGACGAGGAGUAAAUGCUUUAUUUGAUUUGUGAGGGUAGCCAUGGCUCUCUUGAUUUGAGCGGAUGUGCAACUGGCACAACCGAUCCGAUGCAGAAAUGUGUGUGUGUGUGUGUGUGAGCGCUGCUGGUUGCUCUUUUGGCACUGCACUCAUCUGGCUCCAAGUUUGGUAUUUCAGAGGUCUCUUGAGGUGGGCAGUAAUCAGAGAGAAGUCUGCCAAAAGGCUCUGUGACUCUAAAGAGUGACGGCAUUUGAAAUAGUUGCCAGAGCAAAAUUCUGCCCAAGACUCUGUUUCCACAGGGAAGAAGAACGUAAGGAGGAGCCUUCUGGAGGCAGAGCCGAGCCAUCAUGGCUAGUAGAGCCUUAUCCUCCAACAAUAUGUCUAAAUCUCUUUUGAAGCCACCUAGAUCUCAGGUGGGUUUGUAUGGUAGAAUAUGGUCUUACAGGUAGCCUUGACCUAAGUCUAAAAGGGCUUUAUAACCAGCACUGUUGAAUUGUGCCCAGAAACAAUGGUGCUGUGCUAACAAGGGAGUGAUCUGCUCUCCAUAACCACUUCAAAAUACAAUCCAUUCGCUUACUUUUUAUAUUUUGAAUUUGAGUUUCUAUAUGGCUAGCCCCCUUGUGGAUUUCUUUUUAGAUCAGGUAGGAGGGAAAUAAAUGUUCUGGCAUGUGAAUGAAUGAAUGAAUGCCAGUGGGUGUGAUGCUUUCUACAGGUCCCUGCCCCCAAGGACUUUACAGUCUAGAAUUCAACACACAGUCAGCAAAAGUGGAAGAAGAGGGGAAGCAGAGGCACAGGUGAACUGGGCAAGAGGAUGCAUUAUUUUGAUCGCAGGUGCUUAGGUUACUUGCGGUGGGGAAUCAAGGACAGCUUCUGCAAGUUGAAAGGCUGCCAAGAAGCUGCUGCGGUGCUGGGCCAAGAAAUUUCAGACCACCUCCUCAGCUCUUCCUAAGCAGGUCCCUCCAUUUCGGACCCUACGCCCCAUCUACUGAAACCCACAGAAAUACUGCUACCCUCAGAAGUGGACCUCAAGACUCUCUCCAGCGAGCAGCGAGGGGCUGGGAGAGUAUUCCCUAUUAUUUAUUUAUUAUUAAAUUUCUAUCCCAUCCUUCAUCUGAGCACCACAGGGCAGUUUACAGUAUAAAAACACGAAAACACAUAACAUAGUAACAAAUAAAAACAAUAGCCUCACACAGCAUAAAAGGCCAUCGAUUGUUUAAUUAAUCAAAGUCUUGGGAGAAGAGAAAUGUUUUCACUUGGUGCCUAAUGAUAUGAAAUGAAGGUGACAGGCAAGUCUCCCCAUGGGAGAACAUUCCACAAGUGGGGAGCCACUGCAGAAAAGGCCCUCUCUCAUGUUGCCACAAUCCAGGCCUCUCGUGGAGGAGGCACAUGAACAAGGUUCUCAUGAUGAUCACAGGGUCUGGGUUGGUUCCUUAGGGCAGGCAUAGGCAAACUCGGCCCUCCAGAUGUUUUGAGACUACAAUUCCCAUCACCCCUGACCACUGGUCGUGUUAGCUAGGGAUGAUGGGAAUUGAAGUCCCCAAAUAUCUGGAGGGCCGAGAUUGCCUAUGUCUGUCCUAGGGGGAGAGGUGGUCCUUAAGGUAUUGCGGUCCUGAGCCGUUUAAGGGUUUACAGCCAGGUUGCUUCUGUGCUUACCGGCCCCCUGUAGAACAGCCUUUCACAAGCCUGCGGCCCUUCAGAUGUUUGUGAACUAUAACUCCCAUCAACCACAGCCAGCAUAGCCCAAUGGUCAGGGAUGAUGGGAGUGGUAGUUCAAAAUGUCUGGGAAGCACAAGAUUGGAGAAGGCUGCUCUAGAAGGAGCCAGCUACUCCAGAUGGUAACCCUUUAGAUGCCAGGUGCAGCUCUCAGAGAGUGUGGAAUGUCUUGAAGAACUCUCUAGGCUGGUCUGUAAAAGCUUAGCUGGUGCUCCAGGCUGGUGCUGAGGCAACUUGUCUCCUGCAUGGUUGCUGGCUGUGGUCCUGAAAGUGUGGUGAAAAUCUGUGGGCCAAUAUCUGCAGUGCUGUCCAUGGUGCUGAACCUGCCCCAGUCCAGAUUAGCACCAGCCUGGUCUUGUUCCCUCUCACCUGAGCCGUUGCCUCGCUGGGGUGAUGGAAUCCCCAAUGAAUAAUAGGAUCAGAGCAGACCUGGGAAAGACCCUGGGGAACUGGUGUUAGCUUGAGAGGGCAGGAUUGCACUUUUUAAUCCUGGUUGCCUCAUCUCAAAAAGGAAAUUGUAGAAUUGGAAAAAGGUUCAGAAAAGGGCCAUCAAAAUGACCAAUGAGCUGGAGCAACUCCCAUUCAUGAAAAAAGAUUGCAGCGUUUGGGACUUUUUAGUUUAGAGGAAAGGUGAGUAAGUGGAGACAUGAUAGGUGUUUCGAUAAUUAUGCAUGGCUUGGAGAAAGUAGAUAAAGAAACAUUUCCCUCCCACUCUGAUAACACAAUAAUUCAUUGGGCGUCCAACGAAGCUAGAUGUUGGAAGAUUCUGGACAGAUAGAAGAAAUGACUUCUUCACACAGUGCAUAGUUAAACUAUGGAACUCUCUCCCACAGGAUUAGCCAAAUCCAUAGCUCCUAGCAAUUGUGGCUCGGCUCUGCCUCCACAGUUGGAAGCAGCAAUGCUUUCAAAUACCAGUUGCCGGAAACCGCAGGAGGGGGGAGUGCUCUUGCGCUCAGAUCCUGCUUCCUGGUUUCCCUUUGGGGCAUCUGGUUGGCCAGGAUGCUGGACUAGAUGGACCAGGAGCCUGAUCCUGCAGGCUCUUCUUAUGGGCUAACAGCCUCACUUUGUGCAGGGGAGCUGCCUCUGCUCUGUACGCUUUCCCUAGUAGUGCAGAGCUGCAGCAGUGCCACAACUGAUUACCUUCUGAACACUGAGCCUCCUGGGAGUGUUCAAAUGUUGGCACUUUGCCAGCAGCAGGGGCCGAACCGCACCCCCCCCAGUCCCUGGAGAGGCCUAUUAACGGGAAUCGCUCCUCUGAACCGAAAGAGCCCACCUCCCCUUUCCUGCCCCAGCCAAAAUGCUCCGCAAACCUCUCGCCUGGCCCCUCUUGCUCUAAUUAUUAUUUUUUGUAAUUGCCAAUUCCCCAGUCACAAAAGGCAGCCCCGUACAGUGCCAGCCAGGGUAUGAAUUAUAUUUCUGGAGAGAGCGAAAGAUCCAUUAUUCACCAAAGAGGCAUAAUAAUUCCCCGGGUGCUCGCUUGAAUGCCGUGCACUUAAUCACCCGGGCAAGCUAUUUGGGGGCUCGAUGAUGCUUUGCCCCCACCUGGUGCCUGCGAUUCCAUUUCAAUUACACUAGGUGUGCAGACGUGUUUUGAACACAGAACACAGUAGCGAGGUCAAGGUGCCCCAGAGAUGCCUGAGGUUGCCUGCCUGCUUUUUUGAGCUUGCUCUUGAGCAACAGCUGGCUUCUCUGCUUUGGGGUUGUGCUGUUGGAGGGGAAAGGGGAGAGAACCACAAACCUACAGCUGUGCAACCUGUAAGGCACAGUUCCUGAACAAGCUGUUAAAAUGAAGGGAGGUGUGUGGAAACUCCACACAAUUGAAAUUCUGCCAGAGCUUAGGAUAAAAAAAUAAAAAUCAAUAAAUUCCAUUUCCAGUGCUAGACCUUAUCUUCAGAACAUGUGAACUCUUAAUGAGCCCCAGAGGAUGUGCAGAGUGCCUAUUGCUCACAGCACAGUGGUCCUAAGCAGUCCUCGCCAACAUAUUGAAUUGCAGGGCAAGGUGUCCUGCUCUAGGAGUCCCAGAGUCCCAGCAGAAAGGAUUUUUAGAGCAGGGAAGGAACAGGCUGUUCAGGGCAGAGGUAGCCAAUGGGAUGUUGUUGACUCUCAGCAGUCCCAGCAUGGCCAGCGGUCGGGGAUGGUGGGAGUUGGGAGUCUAGCAUCAUAUGGGAGGGGCGCCAUACUGGUUACCCCUGCUUAAGGCCUGCUGGUUAUAGAAUCUCAGAAUUGUAGAGUUGGAAGGGACCCCAAGUGUUAUCUAGUCCAACCCCUUGCAAUGGAGCAAUCACAGCUAACCAGCCCCCUGAUAUCAUAGCUAGUUAUGCUUACCAGUCCUUAAGAGGACUCACUAGGAAUGCUGCUUUUGCAGAGGCAGAAAUAAUAAUAAUAAUAAUAAUAAUAAUAAUAAUAAUAAUAAUUUAUUAUUUAUAUCCCGCUCAUUUGGCUGGGUUUCCCCAGCCACUGUGGGUGGCUUCCAACAGAAUAUUAAAAUACAAUAGUCUAUUAAACAUUAAAAGUUUCACUAAACAGGGCUGCCUUCAGAUGUCUUCUAAAAGUCUGGUAGUUGUUCUUCUCUUUGACAUCUGGUGGGAGGGCGUUCCACAGGGCAGGUGCCACUACCAAGAAGGCCCUCUGCCUGGUUCCCUGUAACUUGGCUUCUCACAGCGAGGGAACCACCAGAAGGCCCUCGGCACUGGACCUCAAUGUCCAGACAGAACGAUAGGGGUGGAGACGCUCCUUCAGGUAUACUGGACCGAGGUAUACUGGACACUGCCAUUUCCUUAGUCUUGAUAAUGAUGAUGGAGUCAUCAUCCAUGAUGAUUGACCUGUAUGUUUAAGACCCGGUUGAACAUGGUGUUGGUGGGUAAAUCUCUCCCAGCGGUGUCCAAAGUAUUUCUGUUCAAAGAGUCCUUAUGGUGGUAUCUUGCAAAUCCAUUUCCCAACUUUCUGUAACUGACUGCAGUGAUGAUGCAAACAAUAAAAAUUUCCAGGAAUCAAAGGAGGUUGACAUCACCGCUCCUCAGCAUCCUUUCACGCUGUGUAGAAUCCAUCAACUCCCUGAUUUUCCAGGGAACUUGAGACAAUAGAACAGCUGGAUGACAGCUGGAAUGAGGAUGGAAAGGAACAUGUGGCGAAAUGACCAAAGUGAUGGAGCAGCUCCCCUUGGAGGAGAAGUUGCAGCAUUUGGGACUAGAGCAUCCAGCCAAGCAGAAUGGCCCAUCUUGUCCAGCAUGCUCUUCUCAAAGUGGCCAACCAGAUGCCCCAGUGGGAAACCCUCAAGCAGGACCCAAGUACAAGAGCUCUUGCCUGCCCCGUGGCUUCCAGGAGCUGGUGUUCAGAAGCAUUGCCACUUCCAGCUGUGGAGGCAGAGAACAGCCACCAUGACUAGGAGCCGUCGACAGCCCUCUCUUCCAUGAAUUUGUCCGAUCCUCUUUUAAAGCCAUCUAGGGGACACAGGUGGCGCUGUGGUCUAAACCACAGAGCCUAGGGCUUGCUGAUCAGAAGGUCGGCGGUUCAAAUCCCCGCAACGGGGUGAGCUCCCGUUGCUCGGUCCCUGCUCCUGCCAACCUAGCAGUUCAAAAACACAUCAAAGUGCAAGUAGAUAAAUAGGUACCGCUCCGGCGGGAAGGUAAACAGCAUUUCCGUGCGCUGCUCUGGUUCACCAGAAGCGGCUUAGUCAUGCUGGCCGCAUGACCCGGAAGCUGUAUGCUGGCUCCCUUGGCCAAUAAAGCGAGAUGAGCGCCGCAACCCCAGAGUCAUCCAUGACUGGACCUAAUGGUCAGGGGUACCUUUACCUUUACCUUUACCUUUAGGUUGGUGGCCAUCAUGGUCUCCUGUGUGAGUGAGUUCCAUAGUUCAUGUGGUGCAUGAAGAGUUCCUUUAUCUUUCCUGAAUCUUCCAACAUUCAGCUGCUUCAAGGUUCAAUAGGAUUUUAGCCAAUCAGUCCAUCAGCUAAUCAUUGUCAUCCGGAGUAGCUUUUCUGGCCGGGGUUGAUUUAUUUAUUGCAUUUAAAGCCCACCUUUUUCUCCAAGGAGCUUGUGGUGUCAUACACGGCACUCUCCCUCUUCAAUUCAUUCCCACCACAACUCUGCGAGGUAGGCUAGGCUGAAAGGCUGUGACUGUCCCAAGGUCACCCGCUGGGCUUCGUGGCCAUGUGGAGAGAAAAGUGGGAUAUAAAUGCCAUUAAUAAUGGUGAUGAUGGUGGUGGUGGAUUGGGGCAAGGGAGAGUCGUCUUCUCCAGGUAGCGUUGAUAGAGUCAUAGAAUCGGUUGUCUAGUCCAACCCCCUGCAAUGAAGGAAUCUUUUGCCCAAUGUGGGGCUCAAACCUGUAACUCUUGAAGUUAAGAGCCUCGUGCUCUAUUGACUGAGCUAUACAGACAGUUCACUUGCAAGGCGUCUAUUUAAAGCCUGUGGUUCAUAGUCUCUCUUUUUAAACCCCGCCGGGUCUUUGCACCACCAGCACCACCCACUCUGCAGGGACAGCAUAAAUAAAUACGUGGGGUGCCUGCCAUUGUAAGUCUCGCUGCUACUUAAUGGAAGUGUUGCGGGGGGCGGUGUGGCGGCUGCGUUUUGCACCUGAACUGUAUGUAGCCCAAGAAAACUACCGGGCUAUAUUUAUCUCCUUGGUGUUAGAUGGGUUGCCAUGGCAGUCAACGAAGAGAGAGGUGUCAAUGUGGGGGGUUAGCAAAGGAAGCCUGCUGAAUUCCUCCACAGAGAUACCCAUGCACUCCACCCCCCCUCACACUGCAAGUCUGGGUUAUUUUUAGCCAGCUUCUCUCACAUCCGGCAGGUAGCUGAAUCCUUCCUCUCCCUCAUCCUGCUCAUCUCUGAGAUGGGAUGCUCCCCAAAAGUGGAUGUUCCACUGCUAGGCUAGAUGGUGAUGCUGUCCCAAGCAUUGCUGCAAGGAAGGGAAAUGGAUGUGAUAAGGAAAUAAAAAGAGAGUGCUGGAUCAGGCCACUGGCCCAUCUAGUCUAGCAACUCCAGGUACCUAUUUUGGGGAAACCCAGGAGCAGGACCCAAGCACAAGAGCACUCUCCCUUCCAGCAACAGGUGUCCAGCUGUGGAGGCAGAGCAUAGCCAUCACGUAUAAUAAUAAUAAUAAUAAUAAUAAUAAUAAUAAUAAUAAUAAUUUUUAUACCCCGCCCUCCUCGGCCAGAGCUGGACUAAGGGCGGCUAACACCAAUAAAAUCACAGUAAAAAACGUAAUAGGAGAAAAAGAAAAGAAAAGAAAAGAAAAAACAAUUUAAAAUACAGAUUAAAAUGCAAUUUAAAAUGCAGCCUCAUUUUAAAAGUAGCCGAUAAAUCAAGACCAUAAGGGGAGGGAAACAUAAGGGUCAGAAUAUGUCCAAACCAGCUGUGCCAGGUGGAACAGCUCUGUCUUGCAGGCCCUGCAGAAAGAUGUCAAGUCCCGCAGGGCCCUAGUCUCUUGUGACAGAGCGUUCCACCAAGUCGGGGCCAGUACUGAAAAGACCCUGGCCCUAGUUGAGACCAAUCUAACCACCUUGCGAUCUGGGACCUCCAAAAUGUUGUCAUUUGUGGACCUUAAGGUCCUCCACUAGGCAUCCCAGGAGCCGUCAACAGCCUUCUCCUCCAUGAAUUUGUCCACUCCUCUUUUAAAGCCAUCCAAGUUGGAGGCUGUCACUGACUCCUGCGGAAGAGAGUUCAGAACCAUGAGGACUAGCAUCCUACUUUAUUUUUAGGGGAGUGGCCAUAGCUCAGCAGUAGAGCGUCUGCUUUGCAUACAGAAGGGUCAAUCCCUGGCAUCUGGCAUCCUCUCCAUGUAGGGUUGGGAGAGACUUCCUGCUUUGAACCCCAGUCUGUGUUGACAGUGCUGGAGCAGUGGUCUGACGCAGUCUUAAACCAGUUCCUAGGAACCCUUCUGAGUUCUGCUGGUGCAGAAAUGAGAGUGCUUGAGUCUUCAAACAGUUGCUCAAACAAUGCGAGUUUUGCAAGAAAAGGAAUGCAGUCGAGGGUUGGGCUCACCAUGUUCAGGGUCAGCUGUGAGGCAGGAGAACUGAUAAUGGAGUUUGUCCUGAGGGCCAGCAUGGUGGAUUCCUCCAGGAACAGCAUAUGCCUUUUGACCCAGCCGGGUGAGCAGCUGGCUGUCUGCAGCAAACGGCCAAGCGCUCCCAGGAGGAAACAGCACCACUCCCUUUUCGCCCCCAGCCUUGCUCCUUAGGAAUCGUGCAGAGAAAAAAUGUAAAAUAAAUAGCAAAAGACAUAUUUCAUUAAGUCUUGCUUAGAGCUGCAGGAAGCUUUGCAGAUUAAAUAUUAAAUCGCACCCUGACAGAUAAUGUCACAUCCUGAAGGUCGAAGGAGCAUUUUUUCGUUUUUUAAAGCAAAAGAUGGAAAAGAAGUGGAAAAAUGUAAAUGUUAACAAAACAAAAAACCAGCUUCUUAAACUGGUGAGCAUAUACUGUGAGGAGGUGGUGAUAAUCUGCCUUAGAGCCAGUUCUUGACAGCCUUUCCCGCUUGUCUACUGCUCUGCUCUCAGCAUUCUGUCACACUCUAGUGUGACCAAGAAAAGGGUGGAGCUAGACAGAUGAAAGGGGGUGAUUGCUGUGUAGAGUGGGGCUGGCUGAGUUCUCCUUGGGUGGGAACUCAGGCCUGGGGUGGGGGUCAUGAAAGUCAGUGUGGUGUAGUGGUUAGAGCAUCAGGUUAGGACCUGAGUGAGAUCCGGGUUCAAAACUCAAGUCAGCCAUGAAGCUCACUGUGUGGCCUUGGGCCAGUCGCUGCCUCUCAGCCUCAUGUACCGUAUUUUUCGCUCCAUAAGACACACUUUUUUCCUCCUAUAAAGUAAGGGGAAAUGUGAGUGCGUCUUAUGGAGUGAAUGGUGCUGCGCAGAGAGGUAGAGCUGCGCAGCGCCCCUUCAGCGAAGCAGGAGGAGGAAUGGAGCCCCUUCUGUUCCUCCUCCCAUUUCACUGAAGGGGCGCUGUGCAGCUCUGCUUAUCUCCUUAUCCUUAUCUCCUUAUCUCCUUCCUGCAAAGGAGAGGCGCUGCGCAAAGAGAGAGAACUGCGCAGCGCCCCUUCAGCGACGCGCCUGUCCUGGCUUCUGCCUUAGCCUUUUCCAGGCAGGGGGGGCCUUCAUCCCGCUGCCCUGAAGAGGCUUGGCGCUGUUAUCCCAGAAGCCAGAUCCCUCUUGCUGUUCUGGCUUCUGGGAUUCAAAUUUUUUUUCUCUUGUUUUCCUCCCCCCAAAACUAGGUGUGUCUUAUCAUCUGGUGCGUCCUAUAGAGCAAAAAACACGGUGCCUUGCAGGGCUGUUGUGAGGAUUAAAUGGGGAGGGAGAGAACCAUGGGGAGCAUGACUUCCUCCAAACAGGGAGGCAGAGCAUAGCCAUCGUGGCUAGCAGCCAUUGGUAGCUUUCCCCUCCAUGAACUUGUCUUAUAAAGCCAUCCAAGUUGGCGGCCAGGUUGGGACAACUGUUCUGACUCAGCUCUUUAAGAGAGCCCUGCAGGAUCAGGCCAGUGGCCCAUCUAGUCCAGCAUCCUGUUCUCACAGUGUCAACCCAGAUGCCCCCAGGGAGAGACCAUCAAGCGGGACAGGAGGGCAACACCACUCUGCCCACCUGCGAUUCCCAGUAACUGCUGUCCAAGCUUUGCUUACUCAGUACCUUCUGGAAGAGUUAGAAUCAUAGAGUCAAGGAAGUGUAGAGUUGGAUGGGACCCCGGGAGUCAUCUAGUCCAACCCCCUGCAAUGCUGUUGUACGGGAAUGUUCCAGGCUGUUCUCUCACCUGUAGUCUGAACUGUUCUGACAUGUUAUUGAGAUGCCUCCCUGCAGUGGUCAUGGACCCCAACAGGAGUCCAAAAUAAUGUGCAUUUUGUCUGUUUGGGAGGUGCUUGGCAGCUGAUUUGGUUCACUUCUGAUCAUUCCUCCUUGACCGCCUUUGUUGAAGAUCCUCUGGAGCAGAAGUAUUUUCUCCCCCCCCCUUUUUUUUUUUUUUUGCUGCCAGACAGAAUAAUAAGUAGACCCUUUGAAGGCCCAAGCCAAGAUUGGGGAUUUGGAAGCGGAUCAGGACCAGGUUGCCAAAGCUCAAUGGAGGCAGCAUCGAGGGUGGAGAUUUCAGCAAAAUGCUAAAAAUGCAAAAAGCUGGAAUGCUAAGAGAGCAAGCUGUAAAGGUAGCUCAGGAGGAGGGGAGCCCCCAGCAGCCAGCACCCCUUAGUAAACGAGCUUUCCUCAUUUCUGCUGCUUCAAAGGUCUUUUUGCUAGCAGUGUGUUUGAUUUCAGAAGCAUGUACUUGAGGACCGUCAGCUGAUGAAUUGGGCCUUGCGCUGUGUACUGGGGGAGUGGGCAGCUAUGUGCAAAUGGGUUGACUCAGUGACCUGCGUAUUUGGAUGCUCCUUGGGGGCCAGGGCCAGGGCGGAGAAGGCUGCCAGGCUGAGCUGGUGCACUUCAGAAUUUAGCACUGUGAGUUAAACCACAGAGCUUAGGACUUGAUGAUCAGAAGGCUGGCGGUUCGAAUCCCCGCGACAGGGUGAGCUCCCAUUGCUCGGUCCCUGCUCCUGCCAACCUAGCAGUUCGAAAGCACAUCAAGUGCAAGUAGAUAAAUAGGUACCGCUCCGGCAGGAAGGUAAAAAUGGCGUUUCCGUGUGCUGCUCUGGUUCGCUAGAAGCGGGUUAGUCAUCCUGGCCACAUGACCCGGAAGCUGUACGCUGGCUCCCUCGGCCAAUAAAGCGAGAUGAGCGCUGCAACCCCAGAUUCGGCCACGACUGGACCCUUUACCUUUUACCUUUACUGUCUAGGCCGCAGGAAGGGGGCACUGGCUGUGGGGCAGAGCAUCUUGCUUGGCAAGGCCAAGAUCCCUGGUUUGGUCCCCAGCAUCUCCCAAUAAAAAAGGAGAGUAGAGGCUACUGGUGUGGAGGGACUAGUGGCUUGGCUCGAUAUAAGGGCAGCACACUCCAUUUCCAGCCACCAUGACUCCAAGCACUGGGCUGCCGGCUGCUAGCUGUCUAACAUGGGGGCAGUGGGCUUUGCAUCGUGCCUCAAAAACGUGGGUGCCCACAGUUCAGUGAAUCAGAGGUUGCUCCCCGGUUGGGAACAGUAUAUCUGUCUGGUGCUGUUGUUGCUGCUUUAUGCUAAUCUCAAGAGACCCCUCUGGGGGUUGAAAGGGGUUUAACAUAAGAACAUAAAAUGAGCCUCCUGGAUCGGGUCAAUGGCCCAUCUAGUCCAGCAUCCUGUUCUCACAGCAGCCACACAAAUGACCCCAUGGGAAACUUGCAAACAGGACCCAAGCACAGGAGCCCUCUCUCCUCCUGCGGUUUCCAGCAACUCGUAUUCGGAGGCAUUGAUGCCUCCAGCUAUGAAGUCAAAGCAAUAGUCCUCCUGGCUAGUAGCUAUUGAGAGCCUUCUGCUCCAUGAAUCUGCCUAAUCCUCUUUUGAAGCCAUCCUGAGUUGGUGGCCAUCACUGCCGUCUGUGGAAGUGAGUUCCACAGUUUCACUAUGCCUCCGAAUACCAGGAACCGCAGGAGGGGAGAGGGUUGUCGUGCCUGGGUCCACUGCAGGAACAAGAUGGUGGUCUAGAUGGGCUUAAUCCAGCCAGUUCUUCCUGUGUUUUGUUCCUUCUCUCUUUGAGCCUUGCAAUCCAGCAGGAUAUCAAUUUCACGCAAACCUUUUGCAUGUGGCGAUGCUCUCUUUGUUUUCUGAGCUGUCUCUUGUUUCCCUUCCAGAACCAUGAGCCAUAGGACCACCCCGGGCGCUGCUUCCCCGUCGGUCCUUGGGUGGGAUUCCCCCACUUCCCUGAUGCACCCUUGAUGGCCCCGGCCCGCUUGUAGGAUGCAUCUCUUCCCCUCCUUCUUCCUGGUACGUCAUCCUCACCUGGCCUCGCCAGAUGGCCACUACUCCUCCCUCCACCAUGGAUGAUGAGCAGACCUUGAACAGGAACGCCGUGGCUUGGCUGGUUUGCUCAGGGCUCUCUGUCCUGGCCAAUGCCUGGGGGAUCCUCAGUGUGAGCGCCAAGCAGAAGAAAUGGAAGCCCCUGGAGUUCCUCAUCUGCACGCUGGCCGGGACGCACAUCCUUAACAUUGCCAUUCCCAUCACCAUGUACUCGGUCGUCCAGCUCCGCCGCCAAAACUCUGACUACCAGUGGAGUGAGGGCCUCUGCAAAGUCUUCGUCUCCACCUUCUACACCUUGACACUGGUCACCUGCUUCUCAGUCACCUCCCUCUCCUAUCACCGGAUGUGGAUGGUCCGCUGGCCGGUGAACUACAGGCAAGUCCCGCCUCUGGAUGAGUCCCACAGUGGUCGCAGAAUCACAGAAUUGUGGAGUGGAAAGGAACCCCCCAAGGAUCUUCUGGUCCAACCCCUGCAGUGUAGGAAUUACAGCUAGAGAAGGGCUUUCACUAUGGAAGGUGCAGCAAGCUUGUCUUCUGCUGCUCCAGAGAGGAGGACCCAAACCAAUGGAUUCAAAUGACAAGGAAGGAGGUUCUGACUAUAAACAUUUGGAAGAGCUUUCUGAUGGCAAGAGUUGUUCAGCAGUGGAAUGGAAGACCUUGGAAGGUGGUGGACUCACCUUCACUGGAGGUUUUUAAACAGGUUGGAUGGGCAUCUGCCGCAAAAAAAGGUUUCCCAAACUUGGGUCUCCAGCUGCUUUUGGACUACAACUCCCAUCACCCACUGAUCCUGCUAGCUAGGGACGAUGGGAGUUGUAGUCCAUCAACAUCUGGAGACCCAGGCUUGGGAAACCUUGUGCCAGAGGUCCUUUUGCUGUGAUUCCUGCACUCCAGGGGGGUUGGACAAGAUGACCCUUGGUGUACCUUAGAGCUCUACAAUUCUAGGAUUGUAUGGUUGCCAUCGCCAAAUGGACUUGGGAUGAUCUGUUUCGCUUUCAGCCGAAAGGAUACAGAAAAUGUGGCUUUGUCCUAAGGGGAGGUGUCUUUUUUCCUCCCCUCUCUAGGUUAAGCAACACCAAGAAGCAAGCGGUCCACACCGUCAUGGGUAUCUGGAUGGUGUCCUUCAUCCUCUCCACGCUGCCGGCCGUGGGCUGGCACGACACCACGGAGCGCUUCUAUGCCGCGGACUGCCGCUUCAUCGUCACCGAGAUCGGCCUGGGCUUUGGCGUCUGCUUCCUGCUCCUGAUCAGCGGGAGUGUGGUCAUGGGUGUGGUCUGCGUGGCCAUCGCCCUCUUCCAGACUUUCUCCAUCCAGGCGGGCAACAACAUCGACAAGAACAAAUUCAACGUCCCCACCAUCGUGGUGGAGGAUGCUCAAGGCAAGAGGCGCUCGUCCAUUGAUGGCUCGGAACCCAUUAAGACUUCUUUGCAGAUCACCUAUCUGAUCGCAGGGAUCGUUUUCAUCUACGACUUCCUCAUGGGCUUUCCUAUACUGGUGAGUGUGGUUGCAAUUGCUGGUGGUACUAAGUUGUCCAGGGUCUCUGCAACAGAAAGGGCUUGCAAAGAGCUCUUUCCAAACCAAGUGAAAGGGCAGGAAAAUGGCAAAUGCAAUCCCAUGUAAACAAGUGUAAACUGAUGCACGUUGGAGCAAAAAAAAUCUUACCUUUACCUAUACGUUCUGAACUGGCGGUGAUGGACUAGGCAUGAGACGGUGGCGUAGUAAAUAGCUGAAUGAAAAUGUCAACCCAGUGUGCAGUGGCUGUGAAAAAGGCAAAUUCCCCACUAUGCAGCAUUAGGAAAGGAAUUGAAAAUAAAACAGCCAGUAUUAAUAAUGUAUACAAUGAAUACAGCAUACAAUUCCAGAGCGCCACCGUGUUUGGAAUGCCGUGCACAGUUCUGGUUGCCUUGCCUCAAAGAGGAAAAGGUUCAGGAAAGGGGAGCCAGAAUGAUCAAGGAGAAAGGAAAUGUAGUUUUUAAAGGUGCUGAGAGUUGUGAGGAGAGCCCUAUAUCCCCCUCACCUACAGUGGUACCUCAGGUUAAGAACUGAAUUCAUUCUGGAGGUCCGUUCUUAACCUGAAACUGUUCUUAACCUGAGGUACCACUUUAGCUAAUGGGGCCUCCCGCUACCACUGUGCUGCUGCCGCAAAAUUUCUGUUCUCAUCCUGAAGCAAAGUUCUUAACCCAAGAUACUAUUUCUGGGUUAGCGGAAUCUGUAACCUGAAGCUUCUGUAACCUGAAGUGUCUGAAACCCGAGGUACCACUGUACCUACAAUUCCCAGGUGUUUUAAUGAUCAAUCUCUCAUCACAGGGGACUUUGGGAAUUGUAGUUCAGUAAGGGGAGUGGGGCUCUCCUCAUAACUCUCAGCAGCCUCAGCAAACUACACUACACAGGAUGCUUUGGGGAAAGCCCUGACUGUUUACAGUGGUAUGAUGCAGGUUUAAUGUACAGUGCAGAUGGGGAGUGGGAGAGAGAGAGAGACUUCCAGGUGUUCUUGGUCUCCCAACACUCAUCAACUUUGGCUGUCAUCCUUAACUAUCAUCUGGAAGGCACUAACAUCUGGAAGGCACUAGGUUGGGGAAUGUUGAGCAUUCCCCACAGAUGAUAUUGUCUGACUCCCCCAAGGCAGGAGGAGCCUCCUCUAAGGGCAUCAGGCGGAGCAACCUGGUGUGACAGAUCAAUAGGCUGAUGCCCAGAACAGGCUGACAUGUAAGAAAUGCAAAAAUUGUUACGAUACUUCCCCCUCGGCUAAAGAACCCGAGUUUUCAAACAUAACAGGUCCCCUGAUGGCUCUUGCCAGUGCCAACAAGGGACAUGUGUGCAUCCCUCUCUGGAAACCAGGGUACGUUUCAGGCACAUCUACCCUAGUUAGCAAGCUGCAGUCACUCCAUGGGCUUUCAUUCCCUCCCUUACUUGAUAAAGCAAGCCCUAGGAGCACGCCUUUGUUGCACGUGGUUCCUCCUCCACUCCCUUGGAAAGCAGCCUGCCUGCCAAGACUGGAUUCCAAGCCUCCUACAGUCCCCCUUCCCAGGACCUCACUGCAGCCCACUGAGACGGCUCCGGCUAAACAUAGCCGCUGCUGCCUCGCCAUCAGCUGGAAAUCAAGAAAAGGCAUCUCGGAGGCUGGAGCCCAACGAGGAGAAGCCUUACGUUCCGGUGCCCCAUGUCCUGGUUUGUUCUUAUCUCUCUGGCAUCGCGCCCAAUGCCUGCCUGCUGUUCCAAGGAUUUCUAAUCACUUUCCAGAACAAUAAGCAGCGUCUUCCAGCUCUCCCAAUUAAUGCAGAUGAAUCGUUUUAUUAGAGGAUGGUUGCCAGUCAAGGUGAAGGCAGAGAAGCUCUAUGUAUGAUUCCUGUGGAAAUCAGGAGCAUGCAAGGGGAAUUUGAACAAACAAUGGCAGGAAGAAGCAUGUAGCCAAGCAUGCAAGUCCUUUCCAUGGAAGGUCAGUGGCAGAUCAAAGUCCAGUGAAUCAAUAUUGAGAUAGGCUGAUCAGGGCAGAGCUGGUUUUCCCCCUGUGUGGGGCCAGCCAAUCAUCACUUCAGAGUUGGAAAGGGUCCCAAGGACGGGGGAAAGCCCCCCCCAUAACACUAGAACUCGUUGCCGUCCAGUGAAGCUCAGUGUUGGAAAAUCCAAGACAGAUCAAAUAAAGGACUUAUUCACGCAGUGUGCAGUUAAACUAUGGAACUCCCUCCUGCAGUAGGCAAUGAGGACCACCAACGUGGAUGGCUUUAAAAGAGAAUCGGACAAAUUCAUGGCUAUCACUGGCUACUAGCCAUGAUGGCUCUGCUCUGCCGCCACAUUUGGGUGCAACGAUGCUUCUGAAUACCAGUUGCUGGCAGCUCCAGGAGGGCAGAGGGUGUUCUUGCACUUCGGUCCUGCUUGCUGGUUUCCCACUGGGGCACCUGGUCGGCCAAGGUGGGGACAGGAUGCUGGACCAGGUGGGCCAUUGGCCUGAUCCAGCAGGCUCUUUCUCAUGUUGUUAUGUAAACUCAACAUAGGCAGAUGAGUUCCUAUCAGCCACUGGGAUUCUUUUUCCUUUUGUCUCUGCCAGUGUUCAUUUGAGUAACCCACUAGAUGGCAGAAGCCCAAUCCGUAACAUAGAUGGGAGUGAGUUGGAGGCUGGCUAAACAGUGGCUUGCUAAGCCCCACACUGGGCUAUGCCCAGAUUUGAAGAUCCACAGCAUCUUGGCUUCUUAGCCAAGAAGCCACACUCCCUCUCCUUGUUUGGAAAGCAAAGGGAAAGUCACUGACAUAAAACAGAGAGAACCCAAUGUGCGUCUACUUUAUUUCUUGGUGCCCAAACUGGUUCCCAACUAAGUAACUAGCUACCUUCCUCCCUAACUGAUCUCUGAUGCUUUUUAAAAGAGGGUUAAACCUUACAGGAUUGGCAGGAUUUUAGCAGCCAGGGUGGUGAGGCUGGACAGCAACAGAAUUUCUUUUCAGAUUGCUCGUUCCCUGGAGGCCAGGAGGGAGGGGGAAAGGAUGUACAGUUUGAGCGGGUGGAAGGAACUCUGUGUUCCUUUGAUGUGUGCGUUGGUAAAGGUGCUGGGCCUCAAGGGAAGAACUGGGGUGGGAGAAUCUCUGCUGCAUUUUACACCCUAAAAGACAGAGUGAAAUUCAGCAGAUCACUCCUUUUUCAUCUCUAAAACUCUUACAAUUGCGGAUGACAGUGCUGUCCACCCUCAAGCAGUCAGCCUGCUCUGAGGUCAGGAUGGAGAGAGGGAGGGGAGGCGUCGCAGCCAGCUUGGGCUGCCAUUGGCUUAGCUGCUCCGAUGUCAUGGAAGAGCUCUCUUGGCUUGGGCAUCACGGUGAAGGGAGCAUUGCUGAGAUGUUAACCUUAAGGGGGUCUCUGAGCAAACAUUACUAAGUGGAAUGUUUGCAGGUUUUGUCUCCUUAUCCUGAUCUUGGGCUUUCAAAAGAGACUUUGUGAAUCAGUUGAGUGGAACGGGGCCUAGCAAUGGAAAUGGAUAGAGGACUCUUCCUGUGAGUAGAUGUGAUAUCUGAGCCAUCAGGGGUUCGUCUUAGUCAAUGGAGAACAAACCCUGCCUUUUUAAAGAGUCCUCUUUGACUGUGAAAUCUUUCUGAGCUUGCUGUUGUUAUUAGACUACAAUGGUACCUUGGGUUACAUACGCUUCAGGUUACAGACUCUGCUAACCCAGAAAUAUUACCUGGGGUUAAGAACUUUGCUUCAGGAUGAGAACAGAAAUCAUGCUCUGGCGGCGCGGCAGCGGCAGGAGGCCCCAUUAGCUAAAAUGGUGCUUCAGGUUAAUAACAGUUUCAGGUUAAGAACGGACCUCCGGAAUGAAUUAAGUACUUAACCCAAGGUACCACUGUACUAGGGACUGCUGUCUCUGUUCCCUUGUUGGCUCCCAUCAGCAGUCUGGCUGCAGCAUUCUGGACCAACUGAAGCUCUCUUCUCAAUGGCAUCCCCACAUUGAGCGUGUUAGAGUAGUCCACAGUAGGGUUAGGCUGAGAGAGAGACAGAGAUUAGGCUAAAGUCACCCAGUGAAACUUCUGGUGGGAUGGGGAUUUGAACCGGAAUUCCACACCUCUCCAGCAAUCUAACCACUAUGCCAUACUCCCUGCGCCCACAUGGCUGCAAAAUUUGCAAAUGUAUGGCAGCUUCAGCAGGAGGGUGGGUAGGAUGUGUCUGGCUGGGUAGUGGGGGCUGUUCUUCUUGGAAGCAUCAUUCUGUAGCUCUUCCUUCCUCCAUUCCUUUUCGUUUAUAAAAAUGGAAAUGAGGUUCUCCUCCUUCCCACUCACCCGCCCCCAAACCGAAAUCCUCCCUCAUGUACUUCAAGCCUGAUUCACCGCCACGGCUCUGUUCUGCUGAGAGACAUUACGCACUCAAUUUAUAAAGAUCAAAUUAAGUUAAUUUGAAUUUGGCUUGCACUGGGGGUGUUAAUGAAACAUUGAUUAACAGUGGGGGAAACCUCUGUUUUCUAGCCUUGAUUGAUAUAAAUGUCCACGUGUUCCGGUUUUGGCUCCCCUCCCAUCUACCCUCACCAUCCUCACCCUUCUGGCCCCCAAUUUAAAUUCAAAGAUGCUAUUAAUUGGAUGGCUUUGCAUUGGACAGGCUGAAUGUCCGUGCAGCGAUUUUGAGUCUCCAGACAGGGCUGAGGCUGGCAAUGUGCUCCACUGGGGAAAGAAAAGGCUUUUUGCAGCUAGACUUCGAUGCUAAAUGAUGGAAUGAGUCCCUUCCCUUUUGGAAUAAAUAAAAAAUAAAAUAAUAUGAAUCUAAAUGCCUUCCUUAUGCAUUGUGUCACCACCACAUACCUGUGUCUCAGUUAAGACUGUAAGCUCUUUGGGGCAGGAACCUUUCCCCUGGAUCUCAGAAUUCUGCCCAGGCCACGCCCCCUUACUGACCACGCCCUCUUUGACUGCUUCUGCCUAGCUGGGAAAGGACCACAGCUCAGUAGCAAAGCCAUCUGCAUUGCACGCAGAAGUUCCCAACUCCAAUUCCCAGCUCCACAGAAAAAGUUGGGAGAGAAUAUCUGCCUGCAGUCUUAGAAGGAACCUGCCAGUCUGUGUAGGCUAUGCUGGACAAGAUCAACUCAACAGACUCCAUGUGUGAUGCCUCUUGCUUGUUUGGAUGGAGAAGAGAGAGGUUUGCUCCUGUGUAGAAACCUAUUUCCUUUUGUAGAGCAGGAAGGUACACACCUUUGCACAGGAUGUGCCUUCUGUACAAAGGGAAGAGUCGCGUCUCUCAUGGCACUGGGACUUGUGAACAUCCGAUGAAGCUGCAAGAUCCAGGACAGGUGACAGAAAGUCCUUCUUUGUUAAGCAAUGCUCCCACAGGAGGCAGGGUUGACCACCCACUUGGAUGACAGAUUUAUGGAGGAGGAGGUGGCUAUCCAUGACUACUAGCCAUAAUGGGCUAUGCUUUGCCUCCACGGUCAGAAGCAGUCAUGCUCCUGAACACCAGCUGCUGGAAACCACAGGAGGAGAAAGGCAUCUGGUUGGCCACACUGAGAACAGGAUACUGGACUAGAUAGGCCUUCCAAGUUGGCCUGAUCCAGCAGAAACCUCCUUAUCUUGCUAUGCCAAUGUGCUCAGUCAUCUACUGCCUUCUCUCACGUUUCCUCUUGAAACCGUCACUAGAUGCAGGCUGUUCUGGACCUCCACCAUCAGCUUGCACUCUGCUUAAGAUCAUAAGAAGAGCCUGCUGGAUCAGGCGAAUGGCCCGAUCCAGUCCAGUCCAGCCUCCAAAGGGAAACCAGCAAGAGCACCCUCUCCCCUCCAGUGGUUUCCAGCAGCUGGUUUUCAGAAGCAUUGUUGCAUCUAACUUAGGCAGAACAUAGUAGCCAUCAACUCCCCCAUGAAUUUGUCUUAUUCUCUCUUAAAACCACCACUGCCUCCUGUGGGAGUGAGUGCUGCAGUUCAGCUAUGCGCUGCGUGAAGGACUUCUAAAAAAACAAAACAAACCUAUACUUGUACCCUUCCUAUUUUCUGUGAAACUCAAGUCAGGGUCUGUGGGGGUCCCAGGCAGGCAGGCAGGCAGGCACCCAUCCAAGCCCUGACCAGCCUGAGACCAGCUUAGCUUCCACAGUGCAGCUGCAUUAGAUACCCCACCAGCCAAUGUGCCCACCGUGAGAGUCUUGAGGGCCUUUUAGGAGCCCCUACUGACAUCCCUGGUACCUUGUCCUGCAGGUGGUGAGCUUUGCCAGCUUGAAGUCAGACGUGGCCUACAACUGGAUGAUCCUCUGCGUCCUCUGGUGCUCGGUCGUCCAGUCCCUCCUGCUCCCGCUUUUCCUCUGGGCUUGUGACCGCUACCGAGCUGACAUCAAGUCCGUCUGGGAGAAGUGUGUGGCCGUCAUGUCCAAUGAUGAUGUGGGGGAAGGUGAGUGGUGAUUGUUUUUUGUGGGGGGAGUCCCCCACAUUCUGGAGGUAGGGCAUUUGGGCAGUCCAGUCCAGUCCUGGGCACUGUGUCCUUCCUACGUGAACGGAGGACAGCGUCUUGGCUGAACCUCAGUCCUCUUCAGUUGCAAGGCAGGUGUUUGGGAGCAGUAGGAAAUGAUGAACAAGACCAGGAAGAAACCAAGGCAGCCAGCAAAUGCAUUCCAUGUGCCCCUCCUGGCCCAAGUGAAUUGUAGAAUUGGAAGGGACCCAAAGGGUGAGUUAAUCCAACUCCCUGCAGUGCAGUUAUAUCUGUCCGCAUUCAUCCCUGCCCUCCAGCAUAGUCUAUCUGUUAAUAUCGUAGUGAGCAUUCAGGUGGAAUGCUGACUCUACCUACCCUUCCAUGUAUUCCCCAUAACGUGUUUGCGGAAUUUAUAUAUUUCACUUGGGUGUAAAAACCAAGACCUCAGAGUGGUUUACGAAAAGGAAGAAAGCAAUAGGAAUUACCAUUGAAAACAGUUUUAAAAAGGCAGCAGCUACUUAAAACAUUCAGAAAAGAAUGAAAACCGGCAAUAAAAAAAAUUGGAUCGGAGCGCAUACCAACAUCCUAUAUAACUGGACAGGCCUGUUUUUAGCAGGUGCCGGAAAGAGUCUGGCGAAGGAGACUGCCUGAUACCAAUAGGUAGGGAGUUCCAAAGUCCUGCCACACAAUGUGAAAGAGGAGAAACUUCCCGCUUACAUCCCCCCCAAAGGAAACCCCCUCCCCCCAAAAAAGAAAUUAGAGAGGUGGGCUUUGACAUCUUGGAGGAGUGGGUCCAGCAUGGCUGUGACCCCGACCCCUUCAUCCAAAGUUCUUAGCAGUGGACCCCACCCCACCCUUUUUAAUGCAGCUUUGCUUCCUCUGGGACUGCAGAAAACAGCCUGGACGGGGUGAUCCAUACAGACCUGAUGUACGAGCGGCCCUACGAUUACAACUUUGCUGGGGACGCCCUGACCUUGGACCACAUUGCCAAAUACGACCUCUCGGCCCUGGAGAGGGGCAUCCCCCAAGCCUACCCUACAAAGCCUCCCCCAGAGGACAAGAUGCAGUAUCUGCAGGUAAGCGGGGGGGGGGGAAUACAGGUAGCUGCCUUAAAAUACCGAGUCAGAUCACUCGCCCACCUAGAUCAGUAACACCUCCACUGACUGGCAGCAGGUCUCCUGGUUUUUGGACAGGGAAUCUUUUCCAGCUUUACUGGGUCCUUCUGAAUGGGAAGCAGGUGCUCAACCACUGAGCUGCAGAGGGUUUGAGUUGCAUCCCAGUGAACAGGAGAAGUAAAAAGUGUAACUGCUUUCUACCACCUACCAGGGAGGAGAAUGGGCAUAAGGUAAUCAUAAUUGUCAAGUUGGGAGGGACACCCCAAAGGUCAUGUAGUCCAACUCGCUAUAAUGCAGGGAUCACAGCUAAUGUAAUGGCACUUCUGUGUUCUUUAGCAGUGACGGUGCUGCUCUUCCCCUCCUUCCACUCCACACAAGGCCCAUUCCUCCCCUCCAGCUGCUUUUCGCUUUCAGCUGUCUUAAAAAACCAUGCGUCCAUCUCUAAGUCCCAGUUCCCAUCUACCAAGUCCUGUCAACUGUGGAUGGUGUGAAAAGAAACUCAGAAACAUUAGAGGUGUUACGUUGCAGCUUACUUAUCAUGGAUUGAGACUGCUCGGUCCUGGAGUUAAGUUCCAUUCACCUACUUCAGAGGAGGGACCUCAAGGGUCAUCUAGUCCAACCCCAGCAAUGCAGGAAUCUUUUUCCCAAUGUGGGGCUCAAACCCGCAACCCUGAGAUUAAGAGUCUCAUGCUCUACCGACUGAGAGAUGUACAGUUCCCAGAAUUCUCUGGGGGGAGGACAUGACUGUUAAAAGCGGAAUAAUGGUUCAAAUGUGUUGUCUUGCACAGCUCCAGGAACUCAAAGCACCUGCCAGAGAAAUUGUGGAACAGGGGUGGCUAACCUGUGGGUGCUCCAGGGUCAUAUAAAGCGUUGUGAUACUACUUAGAACAGUCAUGGCUUCCCCCGAAGAAUUCUGGAAAGGGUAGUUUGUAAAAGGUGCUGAGAGCUGUUAGGAGGCCCCUUGCAUUCUUCUCGAAGAACUACAAUUCCCAGAGUUGUGAAACAACCACAAGGAGUUGUAGCUCUGUGAGGAGAACAAACAAACGAACAACUCUCUGCCCUGUUCCCAGAAUUCCUUGGGAGAAGCCAUGACUGUUCUAAGUGGUAUCACAGUGCUUCAAUGGGAUGGUGUGAAUGUGCCCUUUGAGGGCCCUUGACCCGGGCGCAGAGGCAGCAAUUACUCUGAAGCUUCUCCGUUCCUCCUCCCACAGGUCCCCCCCACCCGGCGCUUCUCCCACGAUGAAACGGACAUUUGGACGACCAGCCAGAUCUCGGCCUACCUCCAGCACUGGGGGGCCAGCGGGGACAUGGCCGCCAGCCUGGCCCAGCUCCUCCUCCCACGGGGGCAUGGCUACGAGCGCCGGAGGAGCAGCAGCAGCCUCCUGUCCUAUCAAGAGGAAGGGCAGCACCCACACCGCAGGCGCCGGAAGUCCGCCGAGAGCACCUUGUCCCUCAGGCCCUUCCCUCCGGAAGACUACUACAAGGGCGGCGGCGGUGGCGGCGGUGGGGGGCCUGGAGGCUACAAGUGCUUCAGCAAGGAGGAAGGGGUGAACUUCAUUGACACCAGCCCCCUGCCCAGCCCCAGGAAGGGCCCUCUGCGCUCUGCGUCCGUCUCCCUCAUCCCGGACACGUUCCGCCACUGCUCGGCCAACCUCGCCAACUUCCCCUUGACCACUUUCGAGCGGGAACCUCAGGGCUUGCGGCGCCUCUCGGCCCAAGGCCGGGGGUGCUCCCUGACAGUCCCAGGCCCUUUCCUGGCCCAGGAGGAUACCAAGAACUUCUUCCCUAAAGGCAGCGCCGGCUCCCCGUGCCUGGAGCAGAUCCGCAUCCAGCUGUACGAAGCUCCUGAGGAACGCCCAGCCAGCAGCUGCUGCUCCGAGCCAGAGGGCUUCCGGACAGGCCUCAGCCCCUCCUGGGGGGGCCAGGAGGAGCUCCGGAAGGGUGGAAGCAAGGGCAGCACCAGCAGCUUCCUGAGCACGCCCUCAGCCUCCUCUGGGUACGCCACGUACCACUCGGAUUCCAUGGGUUCAAGCUCCUAGAAGCAUAAAGCACCGGAAGCCACUGGCGGGUCCCGUUCAGUUUUCUCUUUUUCUCGGGAAAAGUCUUCUCCUCUUCGUGGUCCAGGCUUUUGUUGUUUAUUUAAAGAGGACUGGGCACAGCACCAAAGAAACCAAAACUCCAGCCUCUCUUGCGUGUUUUGCAAAAAAGCAGGAGGAUGGAGGAGAAGGAGGAGGGCGGCCAGGACGAUUUGAGGACUCGGGAGCUGCAGCGGAGCAGCUUGGAGACCCAUGUCCCUCUUGGCUGAACCAGACCUCGCCAGCAGAAGGGCGGUGGGGUGCACUUUCCCCUUUCCCUCUUCCUUCCUUACUUCCAGCUGCAGCCGCUAGCUGGGCCCGAUCAGGAAUUUUCCAUUUUUUUAAUAAUCCCGUGUCCCGCACCUGGUACUUUCUAAGACAAUGUAAAGUUGUGCAUGAGUUUUCUGUAUCAAAUGACCCUGCGAUGCGUCCCCUGGAUGAGGCUGUUGACGAAAGCUACGGGCUUGCAAGAGGGUGGGGGUGGGGGGCUCACCGAUUUCUCGGAGGGGGCUGUUGGCAGGGUGGCAAAGCAGUCUGUGUUCCCCUUUCCUCCAUCAGCCCUGGUUUGCAGGACAAGAGCUCUGUGUUUGUGUUCCAUUUGUCCAUGAUAUCACUGCACAAGCAAAGGGUUUGAGGCAGGUGCAAAGUUCUGUGCUGAUAUGCCCCAUCCCCUGAGCCGUAGGGUAUUGCAGGAUGAGGCCCCUGUGGAAUCUAGCCUAGCAGCUGAUAGGCAAGGAGAGAGAAGAAACUGUUGGUUAAACUGGCUGCUGGGACUUGGAGUCCAACAAUAUUAGGCUGGAAUAAGGGUUUAGUCUAUGUUGGCAUUUGGGGCUUUCUUCCCUCUUUUCCUGGGACUCAGGCAGCAGCUUCUGACAUACACAUUUGGCCCACAGGAUGGAGAUUUCGCCACCACCACCUUUCCAGUGCCAAAGCCCUGCCACCCACACCAUGGGUUGAUUUGCUGCCUCUGGUCUGAUCUGAAGCAGCAUAUUGCAGGUAGAAACUGUGCUUUAUGAUUCUAGGGUCAUCUAAUCCAACCCCCUGCAAUGGGCGUUUCUCCAGGGGCGAAAAAGCACGACAGGCACAGCGUUAAGGGCCAAAGCUGCAACCCAUCCUCCUGUUCUCUCCUGAGCCCCAGGAACACCUAGUGAUAUUUUUUUUUAAGACAAAAUCAUGGCAUCGCUGCAGCGCCCCUGCUGUGUGGCCAGGAGCACCACUUGCAUGCAUCAUUCAAAUUGUAGUGUUGCACCUGGGGCUACGGUUUUCAGCCUGCUUGAUCGGAAAAUGAUGGGAUGAGAUCGUCACCUUUCUGAUUUUUCUGUAUGUAGGGUGGCAUGUCUUUGGUACUGGCGGGGAAGGAAUCCUUUCUAGCCCUUGGGCUGGAUCCUUAUCUCCCCAUCCCAGGUGGGCCAAAUUUGACUGGUGGAAGCGGCUGCCCACCUGCCAAUCACCUGACAUCAUUAUGCCACUGUGCUUUGAAGGCCCAGUUGGUUGUCGGGACUUCAAAGUGAAGCACAGGGCUGUUUGAAAACCCCUUUGUAAACAGCCCCAUGCUGCUCUUUGAACCUGAAAAUCAGCUGGUGGGAAGUGGAGAUUCAUCUGGCCCCAGCAGCAAAAAUAAACCCCCAAGAGUUCACUCCCAGUUAUUUAUUUGAAAGCACAUUAUGUGAUGGCAGGGUGGGGAGACUGGGCCUCUCUUUCAGG
This is a messenger RNA of Podarcis lilfordi (Lilford's wall lizard), 31038 nucleotides long. The record is from the annotation of a GenBank genome assembly. NCBI's taxonomy places the organism in Eukaryota, Metazoa, Chordata, Lepidosauria, Squamata, Lacertidae.